Messenger RNA from Juglans regia (Persian walnut), 1043 nucleotides. Its product is annotated as glycine-rich protein 23-like. NCBI's taxonomy places the organism in Eukaryota, Viridiplantae, Streptophyta, Magnoliopsida, Fagales, Juglandaceae. The transcript has a single exon. Bases 256 to 756 code for a protein of 166 amino acids. The record is from RefSeq and is a predicted model, not a curated record.
ACAUUUGCAAACAGACAGGAAUUACAUGAUAUAUGACUAUGAGUUCCUUCAAAUUUCUCUUCUUUGGAUUCUACCUAACCCUGUACUGAUUCAGAAUUCAAAGAUUUUCUCUUAUCGAGAUUAUUAGACUGCAAUGUAUCGUUCUCAUUUACUGCCACACUUUAUUAUUCUCAACUGUCCCCCACCGUAUUCUCCUAUUUAAAGGCCCCCAUGCAACACUAGGUCUCCCACACACACAUAUACACACAGAGAAAAAUGCCUAAGUGGUGCGUGAUUUUCGUGCUUGUUUCAGUUGUAGUUCAUGCAAAUGCACGCGAGAUGCCUAGUAAUGGUGGUGAUCAUGCUCAUGACGACCACACGCUACUAGUGCAUCCCAGUGCACCGGAGACAGAGUCACCUAACGCCGAGGGCCUUGACGACAAGAAGAAUUUUGUAUACGGAGGUGUUGGAGGAUUUGCAGGGAUGGGUGGUUUUGCGGGCAUUACUGGUGGUGUGCUGCCAAUCCUUGGUGGCGUCGGUCCAGGAAUCGGCAAGGUUGGUGGAAUAGGUGGGGUUGGGGGGAUAGGUGGGUAUAGUGGCAUUGGGGGUCUCGGUAGUGCAGGCGGUCUGGGUGGUGGCGGAGUUGGUACCGGCGGCAGCGUAGGUGGCGGAGUUGGUACUGGCGGCAGCGUAGGGGGCGGAUUUGGCGGCGCCGGUGGCCUGGGUGGUGCUGGUGGGCUUGCUGGCGGCCAUGGUGGCCUUUUCCCAAGUCCUUAAGUCAUGUCAUCCAUCGUUAAGUACGAUUUUCCAAUAAUUUGUUCACUUCGUAGGGUACCAGCCGUACGUACGUGGUCUUUGUUUCUGUGUUUUUAUGCUGUUUUGUUUUGGGGGUACUAGUGUACCUUCACUGUGGUCGUACGUUUAGCUGCCUCUUAUGAUCGGAGCUCCGAUGAUUGUGAUCAGUUCAUGUGUCUGUCAUUGCUGAUUUUAAUUUUCACGUUUUAGUUCUAAUUAUUGCUGUCAUUGAAGUAAUUUGGAGUCAGUGUAACUUGUGUGCUUCAUCA